UAUUUGGAACACCAACGCUUGUUUUAAACAUAAUAUAUGGUAAUGGCAGAGAUUGGUGGCCAUUUGGCUCACCAGCUUCCCCUACACAAUCACAAUCAAACUGGAUUACAACCAUCGCUGGUGAUGAACCAUCACCUGGAUUUGGAUUGUCAUGGACAUGAUGUGAUAAAAAAACAACGGUUAUCGUUAUGUGUGGGUUGUGGUGGGCAAAUUCAUGAUCAAUAUAUCCUGCGUGUAGCUCCCGAUCUAGAAUGGCAUGCAGCGUGCCUCAAAUGCCAAGAAUGUCGGCAAUUCCUUGACGAAAGUUGUACGUGUUUUGUGCGUGAUGGCAAAACCUAUUGCAAACGCGACUAUGUACGAUUAUUCGGCACCAAAUGUGAUAAAUGUGGCAAUUCCUUUAGUAAAAGCGAUUUUGUGAUGCGGGCCAAAACGAAAAUCUUCCACAUAGAAUGUUUUCGUUGUUCGGCCUGUGCGAGACAAUUACUGCCAGGUGAUGAAUUUGCGUUAAGAGAUGGUGGCAUUUUGUAUUGUAAAGAUGACCAUGAUGUAUUGGAAAAAUCCUCCCAAAGUAGUUUGACCUCAUCAUCAUUGGAAAGCAACAAUAACAAUAGCUGUAGUAAUAACAACAAUCAUUCAAGUCUUAGCAAUAAUAAUAAUCAUUCCAGCGAAUUGGGUUCAAUGUCAGACUCUGGCAGUGAAUCUGGCUCACAUAAAAGUAUUAGGGAUAAACGGCCUUCGGGACCAUCGGAUGGAAAACCAACGAGAGUAAGAACGGUGCUCAAUGAAAAACAAUUGCAUACAUUAAGAACCUGCUAUAAUGCUAAUCCGCGACCUGAUGCGCUCAUGAAAGAGCAACUGGUAGAAAUGACAGGAUUAUCACCGCGCGUUAUACGUGUGUGGUUUCAAAAUAAACGCUGUAAAGACAAAAAGAAAACCAUACAAAUGAAAUUGCAAAUGCAACAAGAAAAGGAGGGUCGUAAAUUGGGCUAUGGAGCAAUGCAGGGAAUACCGAUGAUUGCCAGUUCACCCGUGAGACACGAUUCACCACUUAAUCUGCAGGGUAUCGAUGUACAGACAUAUCAACCACCAUGGAAAGCCUUGUCAGAUUUUGCACUACACGCUGAUUUGGAUAGUAAUGGUGCCAUAAAUACCCAUACACCAGCAUUUCAACAACUAGUCAAUCAGAUGCAUGGUUAUGAUCUAAAUGGCAUGCCACCAUUACAACCCCACCAACAAGGACCACAUCCGCAAAUACCGGGUCAACAAAUGAACGGUCCACCCGGUGGCAGUAUGGACUCAGGAAUUACCUCACAUCAUCAUCCGGACAGUACAGAUUCCUAUGUCACCUAUUUGGAGAGCGAUGAUAGUAUGCCUGGCAGUCCGUAGAUAAUCGAAUGCAAACGUAUCUAAUUUGCUUCUUUUGUUGCUUCACAAACAGAAAAACUAACGUUGACGCCAUCCUCAACAACAUCAUCAUCCUGUUCCUCAGCAUCCUAUUCUGUUGCUGGCAAUGCAGGUAUCUCUCAAACAGUACAAUACAACAACAACAAC
Musca vetustissima is the source of this 1551-nucleotide messenger RNA. RefSeq names its product insulin gene enhancer protein isl-1 (gene tup). Bases 37 to 1386 code for a protein of 449 amino acids. Gene Ontology annotation, molecular function: DNA-binding transcription factor activity, RNA polymerase II-specific; cis-regulatory region sequence-specific DNA binding. The record is from RefSeq and is a predicted model, not a curated record. The transcript has 8 exons. Gene Ontology annotation, cellular component: nucleus. NCBI's taxonomy places the organism in Eukaryota, Metazoa, Arthropoda, Insecta, Diptera, Muscidae. Gene Ontology annotation, biological process: neuron fate specification; positive regulation of transcription by RNA polymerase II; axonogenesis.